AUGAAUUCGGCAUGUGCAAAUUAUAAGAAAAGAAAUUCAAUUCAGGAUCAGGAUCAGGCAGCUCGAAUCUACCUGCAUUGCUUUUAUUUUAUACCUCAAGAAAGAUAUUACUCUAAUUAAAUCUGGAUACAAUAAGAAAAAGAAAAAUUACCCAAAAUUAAAAUUGAAGAGAAGUAUGAAAAAAUUAAUGAGUAAAAUUUAGAGUCCUUAAACUUAAUUUCAGAGCUCUGGCAUUCCAUAGGUUUUACUCUUUCAAAUUUCCAUAUUUUGAGAGGAUAAGGGUACUACACUGCCUUCGAUAUUUUUAACAACUUUUUAAAGGCUGCUCUGCUAUCUAACAAUAUAGGAGAUUCAUCUGUGAUUUAUGCUCCGGAUAAGUUGCAAGUUUUAGAUACUUGCCCUCUAUCACAAAAUUAACCAGAUAACAGCAAAUUAUAAUAAAUAAAAGCAAUGAGUGUAAAAUAAUACGAAGCAAGGUUAAUCAUAGCAGGCCAAUUCUUUUGUUUAACUGGAGUCAAGAUCUAUUUCUCCCUUAUAUGGCUAUUAGCCCUUCACUCUACCAGAAGUAGCAAUGCCACAUUUAAACUUCAUCAGGAAGCAGGUCAUCUUGUAUGA
Messenger RNA from Stylonychia lemnae, 615 nucleotides. Lineage: Eukaryota; Ciliophora; Spirotrichea; Sporadotrichida; Oxytrichidae. The record is from the annotation of a GenBank genome assembly.